This is a messenger RNA of Arabidopsis arenosa, 1413 nucleotides long. NCBI's taxonomy places the organism in Eukaryota, Viridiplantae, Streptophyta, Magnoliopsida, Brassicales, Brassicaceae. The record is from the annotation of a GenBank genome assembly.
GAUUCUUCUUCUCAGUUCCUCUCACCGAAUAAGAACGUUUUAAAGAUGCCGUCAACGCCGACGACGACGACUACAACAACGCCGAUCACGGCUUCGUAUUGGUGUUAUAGCUGUACGCGUUUCGUCAGCGUUUGGGCUGAUCAAGGCACAGCCACCGUCGGCGGUGUCGCCUGUCCUCACUGCGACGGCGGUUUUAUCGAAGAGAUUAACGAUUCUUCCUCCGCCGCUACCGAAUUAGCGAUUCCGGCUUCUACUGAAUUAAGAUCGAUUAAUAACAACCGUAGAUCCGUGAUUAGACGCCGGAGAUCCGGUCGUCGUCCGUCGUUUAAUCCGGUCAUCGUACUCCAAGGAGGCGCCGGCGAGAGAGAAGAUGGAGAAGAAGGAGAUGCGGCUAGAGAUCGACGCGCUUUUGAGUUUUAUUACGAUGACGGAUCCGGAUCGGGUCUUAGACCGCUUCCGGAUUCUGUAACUGAGAUCUUGAUGGGAUCUGGAUUUGAGCGGUUACUCGAACAGUUAAGCCAGAUCGAAGCGUCGGCCACCGGAAUCGGUAGAUCUGGAAAUCCUCCGGCGUCGAAAUCUGCGAUUGAGUCUUUGCCUAGAGUCGAAAUCUCGGAUUGCCACAUAGGCUCGGAGGCUAAUUGCGCUGUUUGCACGGAGAUUUUCGAGGCGGAGACGGAGGCGCGUGAGAUGCCGUGUAAACACCUCUUCCACGACGAUUGCAUCGUGCCGUGGCUAUCGAUUCGAAACUCUUGCCCCGUGUGCAGAUUCGAGCUACCUUCAGAGCCUAAUCGACGAAGCAACAACAACGAGGAGGAUAACGCCGUGGGGAUGACAAUUUGGAGACUCCCCGGUGGCGGAUUCGCCGUCGGAAGGUUUAACGCCGCAAUGAGAGACGGAGAGAGAGUUUUACCUGUGGUGUUAACAGAAAUGGACGGUGGUGGGAUUGGUAAUAGCCAGGAUGGUCCUAGAAGGAUCUCAUGGGUUAGGUCACACGGUACACUCGAAUCGGAUAGCAAUGGUGCGGGCUCCGGUACUGGCUCCGGCGGUAGAUUGAGAAGGAUGGUUCGUGGAAUGGUGUCGUUAAUGAGGAGAGUGAGACCAAAUCGUAGCUCUUCUUCAUCUGCUGCAAUUUCUUCUUCCAGUAAUCUGGAUUUGAACAUUGAAGUAGAAUCUAGGGUUUUGGAUAGGUCGAAUUCAGUGAUGAGAAGAUACUUCAGGAGAAACAGAAGUAACAGAGAUUCUUCUUCUUCAGUUCUUCAUUGAUUGAUAACUAUAUAUAUUAUUUUUUGGUUUGUUCAUUCAACAAUGUAAAUAUGAAAUUCAGAAGAAAAAGAUUGGUGCUUCGUUUUCUAUUAUCAAUUCGAUUAUGUUACAUCAAAAUGUCUAAUGUGUGCAUAAAGAAGUGUUGUUCAU